Molecule: messenger RNA, 4533 nt
Organism: Lytechinus variegatus (green sea urchin)
Lineage: Eukaryota; Metazoa; Echinodermata; Echinoidea; Temnopleuroida; Toxopneustidae
Product: mu-type opioid receptor-like
Exons: 1
Coding region: 380-1405 (341 amino acids)
Biological process (GO): G protein-coupled receptor signaling pathway
Cellular component (GO): membrane
Molecular function (GO): G protein-coupled receptor activity
Source: RefSeq, a predicted model, not a curated record
AGAGUACUCAAAACAGGUUUGUAUAUGGAGACUAUUCUCAAUUACCCGCAGCUUUGAAUGAACCAUUCCCACUUCCCUGAGCAACAUCCUUCCCAAAACUAAAAACCAAAUUUGGUAUAUAAGUGGGAGUAAACUGGAGUCUCUAAUUUAAUGAGGUUUGGUAUAAAAGUCACCAUCACACCAACCCUUUGGCGCUCCAUCAAGCAUUACAAAUACCAUCAACAGAAUACUCUGUGGAUUGAUACAUGUUUAGUCUGCUUGUCAACAACCAUCAAAAGGCAAUUGACAAAGAGUUUCACUAGAUUUCUGUACUGGUAAUAAACAGGGGUGAAGUAUUUGUCUCUGUAAGAUCAAAAGUGGACAAAUAUUGGAAUUCAAGAUGGAUCUCGAAAGUGCUUUUGAAGAAGGUUUCGACGAGGAUAUGUUUUCAAACAUGACAAAUUACAACGGAACAGCAGGGGUCAAUUAUCCAACGAGAGUGGUACUUGCUAUUGCGUUCCUGAUCAUGACCGUGGUUGGCAUAGUGGGCAAUGUCUUUGUGAUUGGUGCGGUGAUACUGUCUCGGAGGCUCCAGACACCGAUGAACGCCUUUGUGGUGAAUCUUGCGGUGGCCGAUCUCCUGGCCUGUGUCACGUUCCCUACUCAGGCUGCAAGUUUGCUGGUGGGCUACCCUGUUUGGUUGUGUGUAAUUACAGCACUCAUGGACAUCACCUCCCUUGGAUGCAGCCUCAUCACCAUCACGCUGAUCGCAAUCAAUCGCUUCAUCCUCAUCACCAAGACUAAGAACGUCUAUCAGAAAAUGUACACUCCUAUGAACCUGGGGAUCAUGAUUGUGAUCGCCUGGGUGAUAGGUCCUCUCUGCAUGAUCCUGGCAUCUUCCAGGGUCUGUGGAGUCUACCUGGUGAAGCAUGGUGCUGGCUACCUUAGCUGGUUGGUUCCCAUCUUACUUAUUGCAACCCUGGUCAUCAUCCUGGUCUGCUACAUACUCAUCUUUCUCUUCAUCAAACGCCACGUGGCACGCUCCAUGGCAACAUCCAAGCGCCUUGACAUUUCCAUCACCAAGAAUCUCCUUUACGUGGUCUGCGCAUUCUAUGCCUGCGUCCUCCCUUUCACCAUUGUGGUAUCGACGGGCAGAUUCUUCAUCCCACCCGCGGCUCUUGUCACCGUCGAGACCUUCUUCACGGUCAUCCUCUAUAUGAACAGCGUGGUGAACCCAAUCAUCUAUGCUGCAAGGCAUCCAAUCUUCAAGCCCAUCUUUGUGUAUAUGAUCAAGCGCCAGUGGUAUAACAUACCGGAACCAUCGCGACUUGCCAAGUCAUUCGGGACGGACCAGAGAGAUGGACAUUCCCUGGACAAGAGCAUAUCAAGCAGUGUCAAAACAGAGCUUACAUCAGCUUAUGUGUAAUUUCUUCACCUUUCAAUGUUCCUUCUUAUCUCAUCUUAUCACUGUGUCAUUUGAAUGGAGAUGGCUAUAUGAAAAUCACUUUAAAAACAACAACUAUGGAUUAAUAAAGUUCAAAUACAUGUAGUUCUCACUCACAUAAACUCUUGAAAGAACGGUGUUUCAUGAAUUCAAUCCAUGUGACUUUCAAUUUAUAAACUACAUGAAUAGAUCAUGUCUACAUGUAUGUACUCAUUAUUUUUUUUGACUCAUCAACUGGUAUUACAAUGUUUUAGAAUACUGGAAUAUGUUCAAUGAAUUUAUCGAUCACCUAGAUCUUUUUAGGGCACCCAUGGGCAUAUUCAUGUAUAGCACUUAGAAUAUGUUCAAUGACUAUUAUAGAUAUUUUUAGGGUACCCAUGAGCAUCAUGUAUAGCACUUAAAAUAUGUUCACAGAUCUUUUAAGGGCACCCAUGAGCAUAUUCAUAUACAACACUUAGUUAUGUUCAAUGACUAGACAUAGAUAUUUUUAGAGCACCCAAGAGCAUAUUCAUGUAUAGCAUGUUAAGCAUCUCACUAGCAUUCAACAAAAUUAAAUGUAAAUAUGUCCAAUUAUCAAGGUCUUUUGCAGGAGAAAUCUUUUCUUAUAUUUGUACAUUGCUUUUGAAUAUAUGAUGCAAUGCAUUGAAAUUUCAUCAAAAUCUAAUAGGUAAACUUGAUCUUAUUUUGUUAGGGCAGACUUGGAAAAAAACUGUGAAAAUGUUCAUAUACACACAAUACUUAUGGUGCCAAUUUCUAAAAGGGCAUAAAUAUGAUAAUACACAAUACAACAUCUGUAAAGUAAUAUAAUUCAAUAUCUUUGGAAAGUUUAUGAAAGGUUGUGUGAUACCAAUAACUUUGGUUAUCAAUCAUGAUACACAUUAUUAUAACUAUUUACAGUUAUAUUCUUUCAAAAGCAAGAGAACUAGGUUUAGCAUGAUGAAUUAUAUUAUUUUCAAAGGAAGUGAUUGGAUUGGAUAACUAAGCAACAGAAAAAUACUUGAAAGCAAAUAUUUUGUUAAAGAUAUAGAGCUAUAUUGUCCAUGAUUGAAAGAAAUGUGAACUGUAUUGUAUGACAACAAACAUAAACAUGAAUUGUAUAUAAUCAUGUUUGGUUGAUGAAGCAUGAUUUAAAAAAAAAACUAUCAAAGAAUUGAAAGGAAUAUCAUAAAGCUGAGUCAGAAACUGAUGUGCCUGACUGCACAGAGAUGAUUUUUUUUUCUAUCCCGACACUGGGAACAGAAUUCUUAGAACACAAGCAUUAAAAUAACGAAAUCAUGGCUUUUUCACCCCAAAAUUAUACAUGGCUUGGUCAUGGUAGGCCUACAAUGUAAAUAUUUGUGUGAAAACCAUGAACUGGCAGUGUAUUGCAGUGUAUUGCAAAUGUGGGUAUCCAUAACAAAUUUACAUUUACAGUUGAUGCGAGACAAUAGAAUACACAAUACUGAAAAUAAAGGAAAAUAUAUUUAAUCAUGAACAUAUUCAUUCAAAAAAAAGUUCUUUUUAAAGCCUGAAAGUUUCUUUGUAUGAAGCUGACCAACACAGAGACAACCCAAACACCCAAUAAAUUUUAGGAUUGUAAAUGGUUGUAUUAAUACUUGUAUUUUGUUUAUUUAUAUUAAACAGAUUUCUAUAGUUCUUGUGGAUACCAUGCUUAAUAUUUAUGCCUAUCACUGAAAUAUGUGAUAUAGCUACUACACACAAGGUGAUUGACUUAUAUUUUCUUUUAAAAGGUGAUUGAUAGCAGAUAAGAAGGAUGAGAUUUCCAAUAUAUAAAGUUACAUAAGAACAUGAUCCAGUUGCUUGUUUGUUUUAUUUUAUUUUUCACCAUGCAUAACAAAAAUAAAUUGACAGAAUAUAGUGUUACAUGGAUAAUGAUACAUAGUACUGAACUAAACCAAGCAAGAUAUGUUUGAAGCGCAGAGUCUCUAAAAUAACAUCAUAGGUAAAUAAUUUGUUUGAACUAAAACGUGGCUUGAAAUAAGCAUUCAUAAAAAAAACUUAAUUGAAACAACAACUAAAAAUAAUAUCCCAAUAGCAUGCUAAGAUUAGACAUCAUUAACAUCUUGAAUAAAAAAACAACUUGUGGUAACCUAAGAAAUAUAAAUGAUUGUCAACAGUAAUUCUUGAUGAAACACCCCUUAGGUUAAAAAAAAGUAAAAGGAAAAAGGAAAAAAAAUAAACAAGAAAAAAAUAGAGUCAUUUUGACAAACUGUGACAUAUCAAAAGAACUUUGGGAUUUCCCCAAAUUUUGUUUUUGCAGACUACGCACUUUUCGAUUCAGCAGAAGACAAGUUCAGGGUGGAAUUUCCUUUAAAAUGAAGGGCUGGAAUUGAAAUAUAUAUGCUGGUAAUAUCAGUACCAACAAAGUGGUAAUAAGAUCACUAAAGGAAGAGAAGACAAGGGCUCAAAAUAUGUCACUCAUAUGAGUGAUCUUGUUAAAAGAUGAUACUUGAUUGCAUUUUAGGUCAAUAGGACACUAUCAGCUUAUUCAAAAACAAAUGGCUUAUUCUGGGAGUUGAUAUUGAAAUAUUUCCACAACUUUCACUGUAAAGUGAAAAUAAAAUACAAAUAUUAUACUGCACAUGUUUAGAACAUCUGGCAAUAUGUUUAUCAACAUAAAGACUAAGUUCUAAUUUAAAACAAGGCCCUGUUCCUAGUGAUGUUGACAGGUUGUUAGUUUUCUUUGUGUGAAACAUGGAAAUAUGCAGGCCUGAAAUAUGUGUAAUUUCCUUUCUCCUAGUUGUUAAUCUGUUCUUGAAUGUUUCACCUUUGUCUUUUCCUUAAAUGUAUACAUUCUGUCACUAAUCCGAGGUGCUACCUGUAAAAUAAUAUAAUUCAUCUGUAUGUGUUGCUAUUUUGAAACACUUGAACUUUCCGAGAAAUGCAAUUAAUAUUGUUAUUUAUUUGAAAAAUGAUAUUGUACUAUAUUUUAUGAAAUAUAAUUCCAAUGGUUCCUCAUACAUGUAGUAUAUAUAGAAGCUGAUUAGUAGGAUUGAAUGUUUGCAAUCAAUCCUCCAUAACCCUCAUGCAAAGGAAAUGAAACCUAAAUCUCUUUAUUUUAUCCCUGGUUUUCACGAUGCAAGAUAUUGAAUAAAUCAAUACUAUACGCA